GUUUUAAAUGUCAGGCGGUGCCUCAAACCCAACACACUCCUUCAUUUUCCUGUUUCAGUUAGAUUCUAGAGCUGAGGAGAGACCAGCAGUGUGAAAUGUCUCUGUGGACAAACCGGGUCAGGAAGUGGGACACGCCGUCCCACUUCCUGACCCGGUUUGUCCCACAGAUGGCUCAGAUAAAUCUGCUGUCGCCACACAUCAGGGCCUUUCUGGCAGUUUGGUUGCGUCGGUGAUUAAGUCCAGCUGCAUGUCGCCUGUCCUGCAGGAGUGAAGGAAGCGAGCGGGGACGAUGCUGCGGACAGGAAUGCAUCUUCUGGCGCUGGCGCUGUGUGUUUCAGCUGGUGGAGACUUUGACUGGGCCAAAAAUGAGAAAACCUCUUUCUACUACGGGACCUUCCCAACUGGUACGAACUGGUUUCUCCUGGGGAGUCGGCAGCUCAGCCUAUCAGACCGAAGGAGCGUGGAAUACAGACGGGAAAGGACUGAGCAUCUGGGAUGUUUUUGCUCAUAAAAAAGGAAGAAUCUCCUCAAACGAAACGGGAGACUCUUCAUGUGAAGGCUACUACAAGUUCAAGGAUGACAUUAACCUGAUGAAGGAGAUGAAGCUGAAUCAUUAUCGCUUCUCCGUUUCCUGGCCCAGGAUUUUACCCAGCGGCUUGAGAAGUGAGCACGUUAACGAGAAAGGAAUCAGGUAUUACAGCGACCUGAUCGAUUUGCUCCUGGACAGCAGGAUCACACCUGUGGUCACUCUGUACCACUGGGAUCUACCUCAGGUGCUGCAGGACAAAUAUGGCGGCUGGCAGAACGCCAGCAUGGUCGGCUACUUCAAUGAAUUCGCCGACUUGUGUUUUGAACGUUUUGGGAACAGAGUGAAGCACUGGAUCACCUUCAACAACCCCUGGUCCAUUUCUGUGGAAGGAUACGAAACGGGGGAGCACGCCCCCGGACUGAGGAUGAGGGGCAGCGGAGCUUACAAAGCGGCUCACAACAUCAUCAAGGCCCACGCUGAAGUCUGGCACACCUACGACAUGAAGUGGAGAAGCAAGCAGAAAGGUCUGAUCGGGAUCUCCCUGACCGCUGACUGGGGCGAACCGGUGGACGUGUCCAACCAGCGGGACGUCGAAGCGGCGGAGCGCUACAUCCACUUCUACCUGGGCUGGUUCGCCACGCCGCUCUUCCACGGAGACUACCCAGCGGUCAUGAAGGAAUACAUCGGCAGGAAGAGCGGCCAGCAGGGCCUGGGCGCGUCGCGGCUGCCCGUCUUCUCGCCUCAGGAGAAGAGCUACGUCCGUGGCACCGUCGACUUCCUGGGCCUCGGACAUUACACCACCCGCUACGUCACCCAGAAGAACUACCCAUCCGGGUUUGGGGACAGUUACUUCGCAGACCGGGACCUGGCGGAGCUGGUGGACCCGAAGUGGCCCGACCCUGGUUCUGAGUGGCUCUACUCGGUUCCCUGGGGUUUCCGGAGGUUGUUGAACUUUGUGAAGACCCAGUACGGAAACCCCAUGAUCUACGUGACGGAGAACGGCGUCUCGGAGAAGAUGCUGUGCACCGACCUGUGUGAUGACUGGAGGAUGCAGUACUUCAGGGAAUACAUCAACGAGCUGCUGAAAGCCAUUAGAGACGGCGUCAACGUGAAGGGUUACACCGCCUGGUCUCUGCUGGACGGCUUCGAGUGGGACGAAGGCUUCUCUGAGCGCUUCGGACUCUACUUUGUGGACUUCAGGAACAAGAACAAACCUCGCUUCCCAAAAGCUUCGGUCCAGUUCUACAAACGCAUCAUCAGCUCCAACGGCUUCCCCAACCAGAGAGAGGUGGAGAGCUGGAAGAGGAAAGCUGUGGAGACGUGUUCCUCCAGCAACCAGCUGCUGGCUGCAGAUCCACUGAUCGGCCACAUGGAGAUGGUCACAGAGAUCCUUGUUCCCACCGUCUGCACGCUCUGCAUCCUCCUCAGUGCCGUCUUCUUCAUGUUUCUGCUGCGCCGACGCCUCUGAGGAACGCCCGGGUCGCCUCGUCUGUGGAAGCAAAGCUCAGCAGGAACCAAUGAGAGCGGCGUCUUCCUGUUGACUGCCGUGCCGUUCUGUUCCAGUCGGGUCAUCAAUAAACAGUCAGAACAAGCAGAAUAUGAUUAUUAAUCAACAAAUUUAGUAAGCCUGGUUUACGGUUGAACUAAGACUGGACUGAACUGUUCAAACAGUUUCUGACUGGAAGAAACAACCAGGCUGAAUUUUGUUUUUACUGUUAUGAGUUUCAUCAUAUUUAAGCUUUUAUUACCAGUUGUAUUUCUAAAUUUGAUAUGACAAUAAAGUGAUUUAAAUGUG
This is a messenger RNA of Poeciliopsis prolifica (blackstripe livebearer), 2324 nucleotides long. Its product is annotated as lactase-like protein. Gene Ontology annotation, molecular function: beta-glucosidase activity. The transcript has 13 exons. Bases 366 to 1997 code for a protein of 543 amino acids. NCBI's taxonomy places the organism in Eukaryota, Metazoa, Chordata, Actinopteri, Cyprinodontiformes, Poeciliidae. The record is from RefSeq and is a predicted model, not a curated record. Gene Ontology annotation, biological process: carbohydrate metabolic process.